ACAGUAGGCGUUAACAAAGAGUUGAGGUCUGACAAGUCAACACCUUUUGAACAAUUUUUUUUCUUUAACUUCAUCAUGUUAUGUUCCAAGGGUCUUCAGUGCAUUGACUUUUAAUUAACCUACAAAGACUAUUCCAUUUCGCCAUGUUCUAAUUGUCAUUAAUGUAAACAACGGUGGAAUGUGGAUGUUAGGGAUGGGCAGUUGUCCAGAAAUACUUCAGCGCAUAUGGAAAAGUUAUCAUGAAAAGGUGUUUUCAUAAGAUACGUUAGUUUUGUUGGGAUUCUCGAAGACCUGUCUAGGGGUGCUAAAGAACCGACAAUAUUAAUAUUACAGACGUUCAUAACAUUGAGAUAGCGUGAUUCCCUCCUCUAAAUAGUAAGACAGAUCCGUUCUAAUAUAUGAUCGAAGUAGGCCAAAAGUCUUCAAAAGAAGAUAAAACUGUCGGAGGGUCACUUUCAGUAGUUCAGUUUUAUACAGGAACAUUCGUCGUCAUGCCUCUUACAUUUCCAGUGAAAAUCUCCACAAGAGAAAUGCACACGGCAGGAGAGACGGUAAGGAUUGUAGAAAAUGGAUUUCCUGAAAUCCAGGGUCGGACACUUCUGGAAAAGAUUAAUUAUAUGAAAAGUAAUUUGGAUGAGUAUAGAAAACUGUUGAUAUGGGAGCCACGAGGUCACUUUGACAUGUUUGGUGUCUUGAUCGUGCCUUCUGAUAUAGAGUCCUGCGACUUUGCAACUAUCUUCGUCCAUAAUGAGGGAUACUCCACGAUGUGUGGACACGCUGUAAUAUCCUUGGGACGUUAUGCCAUCGAAAAGGGACUUGUUAAAAAUGUCAGAGUUCCGGAAACCCGGAUAAACAUCCAGUGCCCCUGUGGUCCGGUGACUGCUUACGUCACAUAUGACGGCCAGACAACUGGUGACGUCAGAUUCCAAAGUGUUCCAUGCUUCCUUUUCAAAGCAGAUUUACCAGUGAAGGUUCCGGGUUACGGUAACUUGGUGGUCGACAUUGUUUACGCUGGAGCUUUCUACGCCAUCGUGUCAACUGAACAGUUCGGAUUGCACGUCAAGAAAUCGUCAGUGUCCGAAUUAAGGGCAGCCGCUGGGACAACGACAGACAUUUUGAGGGCGCAGCUGAAGUUAGCACACCCGGAUACAGAGGGUGUGUCUUUCGUUUAUGGUACGAUCCUGACGGACGGAAACGACGCCUAUUCUGAUGAAGUCACGGACACUAUGUGUGUGUUUGCUGAACGUGAGGUAGAUCGAUCACCAUGUGGAUCUGGGACCUCCGCUAGAAUUACUCUCCAGUUCUUUAAGAACAAAGUCAAGGUUAACCAGACCAGAACCUUCCGCGGACCUUCUGCUGACACGUUCACCGCAAAAGUCGUCAAAGAGGUCAGCUGUGGAACAUACCCAGCAGUUAUCACUGAGGUGAAAGGUCAUGGGUAUUUUACUGGAAAUUCUACAUUCACUCUAGAAGAAAAUGACGCCAGGGGAAGAGGGUUUUUAUUGGAAUAGAUACAUGUAGGAUGUGAAAAUAAAACUAUUUUGAUCAC
Ostrea edulis (European flat oyster) is the source of this 1549-nucleotide messenger RNA. Its product is annotated as trans-L-3-hydroxyproline dehydratase-like. Gene Ontology annotation, molecular function: hydro-lyase activity. The transcript is spliced from 4 exons. The record is from RefSeq and is a predicted model, not a curated record. NCBI's taxonomy places the organism in Eukaryota, Metazoa, Mollusca, Bivalvia, Ostreida, Ostreidae. The coding region runs from base 399 to 1511 and encodes 370 amino acids.